Molecule: messenger RNA, 444 nt
Organism: Brassica napus (rape)
Lineage: Eukaryota; Viridiplantae; Streptophyta; Magnoliopsida; Brassicales; Brassicaceae
Product: transcription factor PAR1-like
Exons: 1
Coding region: 16-432 (138 amino acids)
Biological process (GO): regulation of DNA-templated transcription
Source: RefSeq, a predicted model, not a curated record
UAUACACAUACACACAUGCACUUUCCUUACUUCUUCAUUAUUCUCUCAAAACACAUCAAUCCUCUCUCUCUCUCUCUAAAAAUGGAGAAAACUCUAGCAACUCCCGACAACGCUAGAUCUCUUUCACCGUCAUCUUCAGCCGCUGUGAAAUCACGAACCGGUGGUUUCGAACGCAGAACCAAACGGAGAUUGUCGCAGACUAAGGCAAGCGUGUGUGUCUCCGGCCAAGAAGAAGAUGACGAAGAAGAGGUAAAGGAGAAAAUUGAGGCGUUGCAAAGGAUUAUUCCCGGUGGAACUGCGCUUGGUGUAGACGCGCUCUUCGAAGAGACAGCUGGUUACAUAAUGUCUCUACAAUGUCAGAUCAAAACCAUUAAAGUCCUCACUUCAUUUAUCCAAAGCUUAGAUAAACAAGAUAUGAAGUUCGGAGGUUGAAGAUGAUGAUGA